Messenger RNA from Lycium ferocissimum, 1724 nucleotides. RefSeq names its product phosphatidylglycerophosphate phosphatase PTPMT2-like. The transcript is spliced from 7 exons. Gene Ontology annotation, biological process: protein dephosphorylation. The coding region runs from base 567 to 1415 and encodes 282 amino acids. Gene Ontology annotation, molecular function: protein tyrosine/serine/threonine phosphatase activity; phosphatidylinositol-4,5-bisphosphate 5-phosphatase activity. The record is from RefSeq and is a predicted model, not a curated record. Lineage: Eukaryota; Viridiplantae; Streptophyta; Magnoliopsida; Solanales; Solanaceae.
CUUGAAAAACAUGAAGAUCGCGUAUGAUUUUUGUACAGUUCAAUUUUCAUUUUAGACCCCCAAAGUUUUCGUUUUGAUCAAUUUCUAGUCCCCAAAAAAAAUUCAAUUUUAUCAAUUUUAGGGUUGCUUUCCAUCAGUUCAGUUAAGUAAGAAUCUUGGAAAAUGAAGAUCCUGUAUGAUUUUUGUACAGUUCAAUGUUCAUUAUAGACCCCCAAAGUUUUCGUUUUUAUCAAUUUAGGGGUUCAAUCUUUUAGCUGUGAUCAGUUUGGCUAGUUUUGGAAAUGAAGAUGAUGGUGUUCAUCUAACAUGCAAUAGAUUUAUAUGAUUUUUUUGCUGUUCAGUGUUUGUUUAGAACCCCCCCCAAGUUUCCAUUUUGAUCAAUAGAGGUUUUAAUGUUUAGCUUUGAUUUAUCAGUUUAGUGGAUUAGGAACAAUUUAGGGUUGAAUCUUUAGAUUUUGAUUGAUUGUGUAUGUUUUUUGUAUAGUUCAGUUAAUUGGAGAACCCCCCAAGUUUUCGUUUUGAUCGAUUUAAGGUUCAAUCUUUAGCUUUCAUCAGUUUUAGUGGAAAUGAAGAUAGUGGAAUUGGAUGAUUUGUUGAUGGAAAGUGAUGGAAAGUGUGUGAAUACUGAGAGACGGGUGAUUGUUAGGGUUGAUGCUAAAAGAGCUUUGGUUGGAGCCGGGGCUCGGAUCCUGUUUUACCCGACCCUGUUGUACAAUGUUUUUCGCAACAAAAUUCAAUCGGAGUUCAGAUGGUGGGAUCAAAUUGAUCAGUUUCUCCUCCUUGGAGCAGUUCCAUUUCCAUCAGACGUCCCGCGGUUGAAGCAGCUCGGCGUUGGUGGUGUAAUAACACUAAAUGAACAUUAUGAAACUUUGGUACCAUCGUCGUUGUACCAUGCCCAUGGGAUAGAUCAUCUCGUCAUUCCAACUAGAGAUUAUCUAUUUGCACCCUCUUUCGUGGAUAUAAAUCGAGCAGUAGAUUUUAUUCACAGGAAUGCAUGCAGUGGCCGGACUACUUAUGUGCAUUGCAAAGCCGGAAGGGGAAGGAGCACAACCGUUGUGCUUUGCUAUUUGGUCGAAUAUAAGCACAUGACUCCUACUGCUGCGCUGGAAUUUGUCCGCUCCAGAAGACCUAGAGUUUUGUUGGCUCCUUCUCAAUGGAAGGCUGUUCAAGAAUUCAAGCAGCAGCGAGUGGCAUCUUCUCCACUCUCGAGUGAUGCUGUGUUGAUCACUAAAGCAGAUCUUGAAGGGUAUCAUUGUUCUUCUGAUUAUAGUCGUGGUAAGGAGCUGGCCCUAGUGCCCCGAAUGGCAAGAACACAGCCAAUGAUAGCUCGAUUAUCCUGCCUCUUUGCGUCACUGAAAGUAUCAGGUGGUUGUGGACCUGUUACCAGGCAACUGACCGAGGCACGUGCGUGCUAAUUGCACACUCAUCGGCAGGGCUUCCUUGUACAGAAGACUGAAGAGAGAGCACUGCUUAAAUAAGUUCAGAUGAGUUUUAUACCUUUGAAUCUGUGCUUUAAGAGUUUAAUUUCAAGGGAUUAUGAAUAGAGAAAAAAAACGGUUGAAGUCUCCUUCGACAUUGUAUAAACAUGUGCAGAGGGUAUGACUUUUGGUUUCAUCUGUAAAUUAUAUUUGUUAAUUACUACUCCGUCCGUUCCAAAUUAUGCAACAUUAGUUUGAAUUGGAGUUUGAGAAAGAAAUGAAGCUUUUGCAACUUACACUUUUAAA